GUACCGAGGCACCCUGGCCCUCCCUACACGGCUCAUGAAAUCACAAAGGGACACCCUAACCUGGCGGGCACACCGCCAGGGCAUGCCCACUCACCGGCGCUCUCUCAGGUAUCAGUACCCACAGCUUCCCCAUAUCGCUACCCUAAGGGCUGGGAGGCAGGCGGAGGGGUGAGUGUAGCCGAGUCCGCCGCCAUCCUCUCUACGUAUGACCAUUGUUCUGUCUGUCUGUCUGUCUGCCUGCCUAUGUGUUUCCAUCUGUAUUUAUUUUUGUCUCUCGCUCUCUUUCUCUCUCUCAUUCUUUCUUCUCCUCCCGUUUUUCUCUAACAUCUUUAUCAAAAUGCCUGUUGCUGCAUGCUUUGUUUGCAUUAAUUUAUUAAUUAAAUGCACAGAGUGGCCUGUUGAUUGGUCAAAUAUUGUAUUUUUGUAUGACCUGUGUGCUGUCUGUCAAUAGUCCAAGAGAAGGACAUUUUUUUUAAUGAUUAGAAUUCCACAGGAAAUCGUCAACUUCCAAACUGCUACAGUGCUCGCUCUCUGUUCUCCAUAAGAGCCUGCUAAAGGGUUAAUCAAUUAGUACACUGGUACAGUCAAUUACAUUGCUGCUCCUGGGAUUUGCUAGUUUCUCCUACUGCCUUGAAGCGCGCGCACACACAAACAAAAACACUUAUUGGGGAUUCCAGAAUGAGUCAGCCUUUGCGUAAGGUGUGUGUGUGUGAUGAAAGGGUUCCUAUAUCCCUGUGUGUUCAGCAUGGUUCUCCCAGCCCACACACUGCCUCGGCCUGAAGGAGCUGCUCUCUCUGGCCUAUUAAUAGUGUCUGCAGCCAGUGGCACAACUUUAAUUAUCCCAGCUAUAUAGCCACACCACCAGCCUCUCAUAAGAGCAAGCAAAGCUGAUUUAAAUCCUUCCACUGCACACAUGAAGAGAUGCGACACAGGAGCUGGUAUUAUUGAAGCUCCUGGGAGACGUAGCCAAGCACAAGAUACCCCAUAUUUAGCUCUCAGGCCUAACCCCUGCAAAAAGUGCCAGACAGGCUGAGACAACAUUAAUAUUUUCCAGUGUUUCACCAUUGUCUUUCUUCAAAUGGUGUCACUCUAAUGCGCCAUUCUAAGUUUCUCCAGAUGGCAAAAUUUCCUUUCGUAGGAUACCGGAGGUAAAAUCAUGAAUAUACGUUUAGUGAUUGGUUGUGCAAACCCACAGUUUCAGCAGCUGUCCAGGUGGCUGGUCUCAGACAAUCCCGCAGAUGAAGAAGCCGGAUGUGGAGGUCCUGGGCUGGCGUGGUUACACGUUGUCUGACGUUGCCAAAUUCUAUAAAAUGACGUAGGAGGCGUCUUAUGGUAGAGAAAUUAACUUUCAAUUCUCUGGCAACAGCUCUCGUGGACAUUCCUGCAGUCAGCAUGCCAAUUGCACGCUCCCUCAAAACUUGAGACAUCUGUAGCAUUGUGUUGUGUGACAAAACUGCACAUUUUAGAGUUACCUUUUAUUGUCCCCAGCACGAGAUGCACCUGUGUAAUGAUCAUUCUGUUUAAUCAGCUUCUUGAUAUGCCAUACCUGUCAGGUGGAUGGAUUAUCUUGGCGAAGGAAAAAUGCUCACUAACAGGGAUGUAAACAAAUUUGUGCACAAAAUGAGAUAAAUAAUAUUUUUGGGGCUCUUUGAUUUCAGCUCAUGAAAUAUGGGACCAACACUUUACAUGUUGCGUUUAUAUUUUUGUUCAGUGUAGUUUAUCCAGUGACCACUGCAUUUAGAAGGAUAGCUACAGGCUGAAAUGUAGCUAGCUAGCAUGCUGUCUCACACUGGCGAAUGUUCGACUCGGGAACUCAUGGGCACACAGGCUACAUUAGCCAACUGCUUAGACAUGAUUACACCACGGGCAACACUAACAGGUGACUAGUUUGUUUUCAGACAAAUAUUCAACUCAUCGUUAGUUUAUCCACUGACCACCACAUUUCGGAGGAUAGCUAAUUACUGAAAUGUAGCUUGCUCACUGACCAGGCAGUAGCUACUAACUAAUCGUGGACGCAUUACCUAUUCUUUGAUACAUUUGUUACAACUAAAAUAGAUUGUUAGCUAGCUGAUGAGGCUUUCACUUAUUUCCCAAUUAAUUUGGUGAUCAAGAUAAAGCUGGGUUUCCCAAGUCUUUCGGUUGGCACUAACUGCUCAUUCCGGCGGCACGAGCUAGCUAAACAGACCAAUUAGGUCUGACUGCGGCCUGCUUCUAGGGAAACUCCAGGGAAGAACCGCCCAGGGAAACCAAGCCCCCUCUUUGUCGCCACAGAUGGUUUGUUAACAUAGCAUGUUAGGAUAACUAAUGUAGCAGGUUAGGAGAACUAACGUAGCAGGUUAGGAUAAUUAACGUAGCAGGGUAGGUGAACUAACGUAGCAGGGUAGGAGAACUAACGUAGCCGGUUUGGCUAAUUAACGUAGCUGGUUCGGACAAUUAACGUAGCAGCUUAGGAGCAGUAACGCAGAAGGUUAGAUGAAUUAAUUUAGCAGGUUAGGGGUGGCAGGUAGCUUAGUGGGUAAGAGCGUUGUGCCAGUAACCGAAAGGUCGCUGGUUCUAAUACCCGAGCCGACUAGGUGAAAAAUCUGUCGAUGUGCCCUUAAGCAAUGCACUUAACCAUAAUUGCUCAUGUAAGUCGCUCUGGAUAAGAGCGUCUGCUAAAUGACUAAAAUGUAAAAAUGAAAAUAGUUAGGCUUAGCUACAAUGCUACAGUCGACCCAUAGAACAAGGAAUUAGCCAGGAGCCUAUAGAAAGGGUGGUUCUUCCCUGGAGUUUCACUGGAUGCAGGCCGCAGUCAGACGGCUCUGUGUAAAGCAUCUGUGUGACGUCACACACACGCAAGAAGGCUCAACCAAUCACCAGACGGUUUAUGCCAUUUGAUUAGCUGUUCAGCAAUCUUAUUGCUUGGUGGUAGAAGCUGUUAAGGUGCCUUUUGGACCUAGACUUGGCGCUCCGGUACCGCUUGCCGUGCGGUAGCAGAGAGAACAGUCAAUGACUAGGGUGGCUGGAGUCUUUGGCAAUUUUUAGGGACCUUCCUCUGACACUGCCUGGUAUAGAGGUCCUGGAUGGCAGGAAGCUUGGCCCCAGUGAUGUAUUGGGCCGUACGCACUACCCUCUGUAGCGCGUUGCGGUCAGAUGCCGAGCAGUUACCAUAACAGUCGGUGAUGCAACCAGUCAGGAUAGUCUCGAUGGUGCAGCUGUAGAACUUUUUGCGGAUCUGAGGACCCAUGACACAUCUUAUCAGUCUCUUGAGGGGGAAUAGGUGUUGUCGUGCCCUCCUUCACGACUGUCUUGGUGUGUUUGGACCAUGAUAGUUUGUUGGUGAUGUGGACACCAAGGAACUUGAAGCUCUCGACCUGCUCCACUACAGCUCCGUCGAUGAGAAUGAGGGCGUGCUCGGCCCUCCUUUUCCUGUAGUCCACGAUCAUCUCCUUUGUCUUGAUCACGUUGAGGGAGAGGUUGUUGUCCUGGCACCACCCUUCCAGGUCUCUGACCUCCUCCCAAAAGGCUGUCUCAUCAUUGUCAGUGAUCAGGCCUACCACCGUUGUGUCGUCGGCAAACUUAAUGAUGGUGUUGGAGUCGUGCUUAGCCACGCAGUCAUGGGUGAACAGGGAGUACAGGAGGGGACUAAGCACGCACCCCUGAGGGGCCCCCGUGUUGAGGAUCAGUGUGGCAGAUGUGUUGUUGCCUACCCUUGCCACCUGGGGGCGGCCCGUCAGGAAGGCCAGGAUCCAGUUGCAGAGGGAGGUGUUUAGUCCCUGGGUCCUUCGCUUAGUGAUGAGCUUUGAGGGCAGUUGAACGCUGAGCUGUAGUCAAUCAGCAGAGCAAACUUGUUAGCAGCUAGCUAGUUGGAAUGGCCAUUACUGUAGCUAGUUUGCCAGCUUGCUGAUGAAGUUGUACUGCAUCGAAGUUAUGGGGCUGUACUCAGAAAUCAGCAUGUAUUUGACUCUGAUAGCUGGCACUUGUGACUCGCUACUUUGUAACAUUUAGCCAACACGAUAACGUCGCAGCUAGAUCAGACAGCUGCUACAGAACUCGGUGCACUAAACAGGGCAGAACAGCAAGUGUCUUAUCAUGAAAACAUAUUAAUUGCGCUAUUAGAUAUAAUUUUACUACGCUAGCUAGCUACCUUGAGGGAGUAUUUAUUAAGCAUUGAGGUUGUACUGGCGUUGGGUUAACAUUGCUUUCGUUUUAUCUUCUUUAAGAGGCUCCUCUGUCCUCCACUCGUUACCUGUAUUAAUGACACCUGUUUGAACUUGUUAUCAGUAUAAAAGACACCUGUCCACAACCUCAAACAGUCACACUCCAAACUCCACUAUGGCCAAGACCAAAGAGCUGUCAAAGGACACCAGAAACAAAAUUGUAGACCUGCACCAGGCUGGGAAGACUGAAUCUGCAAUAGGUAAGCAGCUUGGUUUGAAUAAAUCAACUGUGGGAUAAAUUAUUAGGAAAUGGAAGACAUACAAGACCACUGAUAAUCUCCCUCGAUCUGGGGCUCCACGCAAGAUCUCACCCCGUGGGGUCAAAAUGAUCACAAGAACGGUGAGCAAAAAUCCCAGAACCACACGGGGGGACCUAGUGAAUGACCUGCAGAGAGCUGGGACCAAAGUAACAAAGCCUACCAUCAGUAACACACUACGCCGCCAGGGACUCAAAUCCUGCAGUGCCAGACGUGUCCCCCUGCUUAAGCCAGUACAUGUCCAGGCCCGUCUGAAGUUUGCUAGAGUGCAUUUGGAUGAUCCAGAAGAGGAUUGGGAGAAUGUCAUAUGGUCAGAUGAAACCAAAGUAUAACUUUUUGGUAAAAACUGUUUGGGGGACAAAGAAUUCUGAGUUGCAUCCAAAGAACACCAUACCUACUGUGAAGCAUGGGUGUGGAAACAUCAUGCUUUGGGGCUGUUUUUCUGCAAAGGGACCAGGACGACUGAUCCGUGUAAAGGAAAGAAUGAAUGGGGCCAUGUAUCGUGAGAUUUUGAGUGAAAACCUCCUUCCAUCAGCAAGGGCAUUGAAGAUGAAAUGUGGCUGGGUCUUUCAGCAUGACAAUGAUCCCAAACACACCGCCCGGGCAACGAAGGAGUGGCUUCGUAAGAAGCAUUUCAAGGUCCUGGAGUGGCCUAGCCAGUCUCCAGAUCUCAACCCCAUAGAAAAUCUUUGGAGGGAGUUGAAAGUCCGUGCUGCCCAGCGACAGCCCCAAAACAUUUAUAUAUAGAAUUAGGUCGUUAAGACUUGCUCAUGAUGAAAACAUCCAAAUUAGCUACAGAUGUAUGUUUUUUGGUAAGGUUAACUCUAACUCUUUGAGGACGAAUGGAAGUUCAGUAGACAAUGCCACCUUGGUAACAUUUACGAAUGUUAUGACUGUGUAUUGUAGACAAACAACUUUUUAAAAUCUAUCCCAUGAUUGUUUGCAUGUCAUCAGAUAGAUCAGUGCAGAAGGCCAUUGGGCUAUCUGAUGUAAGACAAUGGUGUUUCACUAAACUACUACACUAGAUUACCAUGCUAACACACACACUGUCCAUUAUUCUUCAUUGGUGAGGAGAGCAACAGUUUGGUUGGUCUAAAUUAUUUUGACCCAGGUAAAAUGGUCAAACCGCUGUGUCAUCACAUCUCUCCUCAGCUUGUUCUUAACUACCAUUUCUGUUUCUCUCCCCUUUCUCUCUGUCCUACAUCCAUCCCCCUCUCUCUAUCCUGCUCUCUCGUACAUCCACCCCUCUGUCCCUCCCCCCAUGACAGUCUCCAUACUCCACUGGACAGAAUGCUGGCUCCACACCUCUAGUGUACUCUCCUCAGACCCAGCAAAUGAAUGCACAGCCACAGAGUCGCCCGGUAAGUGCCCGUUCUCUCUGUGUCAUGCGUAUGUAUUAUGACUGGUGUGCUUUGGGAAAUCCAGACAUUUUGAUUGGCCUAGAGGGGUACAGUAUCAUCUGAGGUAGUGAUUGUUCAGUAAUGAUCAGCCCUGAUGUGUCUGCCAGGCAGUCCUAUACACACUCUCGGGCUUUCCAGUCUUGAGUUAUCUAAAAGUUGUAGGUAGCCAUUCAAGUUAAGUGUGAUCAUUUUGUGUUACCUAAUGUUAAACUGUCACCCAGUCAUAAUGUAUGGAUUCAGUAUGCCCAUGACUUCAAGAUGAUAUACUUAAAGUAUUUUACUGUUCUAUCUGCACUUUCAAUGUAGUCAUCCAUGCCCAGCCCCAGCCCCAGCCCCCCUGUCAUAUGGAACCACCAGGUCUGCAUCAUCUCCUCUAAUGGCAGUAAACAUGACAACGUGGCAGCUCUACUGCUCUCUCUGUGGUUUUGUAUUACCAUGCCUCAGUGUGCCCCUCAUUGCUCAUCUUGUUUUCUCUGUAUCUCUCUCUCUCUCUCUUUCGCUCUCUGCUUUGACAUCGCUGCCCCAUCUCUUUCUGCCGGACCUCAUUCUCUCCCCAAUCAGUUUGCGACGGGCCCUCGACCAACCCACCAUCAGGUAACUUAACCCAUUUCGUUUGUCCUCUCCCUUCUGCUCCCUCAGCUAUAGUUGCUUAGUGCACAUCAUCACACCACUGUUAUUGGUCUGCAAAGAUCUUCUGCUCUCAGUGGAAAUUGGCCCCGUUUAUACAGAAUGUGUCCCCUAAGUUAAUGAGAAUAUGUCUCCCUUUCCCGCCUGCUUUCCACCCAGGCACGUCAACGGCCAUUCUGAGAUUUUUGCCACAUUGUCGUUAAAGGCAUAUCUAAGAUGACAGUUGCCUGACUGCCAGUCAGACAACGAUGCUAGGUGUUUGCCAUACUAUAGUGAUUACUCUCUUUUCUUCUUCUCAUGUUGCAUUGUUGUGGACUUGCAAACUGUUGGUCAGACUUGGUGUUAACAAGUGUGGUACUGAUGGCACUGCUCCAACAUUUUAGCAACAUCUAAUGCCCUGUUGCUCAGAUGUUUAUCGGACAUUGGCAUGCACUAUGUUCUCGAUCCUUCUCUUUUUGAAAAGGGUUAUUCCGAGUCAAUUUGUGUUUUAGAUUAUCUGAUGAUUAAUUGUUUCGUAUAAAUAUGAUUGCAUGUUGUUUUGUUUGUGAAUUGUAUGUGUUUGUGUUUUUGAUUGUGUGUGAUUGAGCAUAACUAUGUGACUGCUGAGACGAGCCUGGGCACAGAGACGAGAAUCCCAUAGCGUCUUCCUGUUGUCAUUAUGUUUAUUUCUCUGUCAUAAUAAGAAUCAGAUGCCCUUUGAAGACACUGGGUCACACAGGCAGACAGGCACCCCCUCCCACCCUGUCCAUAACUUGUUGUCCAACAUUCUCACCUUCUGGAUGAUUCUGUGUUGACCAUUUUGACAGACUAUAAAUAGGCAGCUUCCUAGGUCAGUCAGGCUCAGUGAAUCUGAACGGUUUACUGGCACAGAGUACACAGUACAUGCCCUGGCACAUACUGGCUCUGCUCUGUCCUGGCGCUGGCCUCUCUUGUGCCACCACGGAAGUGGAGUUGGGAAGCAGAACAAAAGGGCUAUUAUACGUCCAGAGAAAAUUAGCCUUGUCUCUGACAUAAGUUGCAAUCCCCCUGCACAAUGAGCGCUACAUAGUGAUCUGAAAAUUCAUUCAUCUGCCGAAAACCUCUCUUUAUUCAGCCGGCUGACGUCAUCCGACCUCUCCGUGUUACUCUUGAUUUCUCAUUGCUAAUGCAACUUCAGUCUUUCAGUGUUUAGGGCUGCAAACCAAGAGGUCAGACUGAAGGAUAAAGUUGUUGUUUGGUUGGACAACAUUCGUUGUAGCCUAUACGUCCACUGUAGAGACAUCCAAGUAAAUGGUAUCUUUAUUGUUUUUGAGCUGGUGUUUACUGUGAGCAGUUUUCUUCCAGUUUUUCCAGUAAGAGUUCAAAUGUCAGCCAUGGAAAGGUCAGAUAUAAGCAUCAUAUUAACAUUUUGAGUGUUGCGUUAACAUUUAACUUAAGCAGUUAUGCUCUGUUUGAAAUUAGCAGAGCUAGCAUUGUUGGUACUCCCUGAUACUAACAACAAGCUCAUGUCUGACUGCCAAAGUGGAGCAAAGUCCUAGUUGGUCUACCGUGCAUGUUCCCAGAGUAAAGCAAAGGGAAGAAAGGAGUGUUCAAAUCAGGACAGACUCAGACUCUUGCCCUCUCUCCCUCUGUCUGUACCCCGAAGUGUUGGGAAUACCACUGUGAUGACACCACCAGUGAGCCUGGCUGAGUUUAGUCCUAGGUGAAUGGUAGCAGCUAGAUAGACAGAGCUCUGUGAUGUCACAUUACUCCAUCCAGAGGGUGGCCCAGGCUCGCAGCCCUCCACACCCUGUCUUUGUUGCUAAGUCAUCUCUGUGGGAAUACAGCCGGCUCCACGCUGGGACUGAGAACCACUCAAUUGGCAAAAGGGCCCACAGGCUGCACAAUAUUGUGACAGGCGGAAAGCCUUAUGAUAUAUACACGUGUGUGUGUGUUGUAGGGUUGGGCCAAUAUAUGUUUAAAUUGAAUAUCGUGAUAUUUGACAUUGACGAUAUAUAUCGUGAUAUGCAAGACUAUACUCUAUUUGAACUUUACAAAUCAAAACGGAGCAGUUGAAAAUGAUGUCUAAAUGAAUUAACUAAGCCUUAUUGUUUCGCCAUACUAAGUUUAUUUAAUUAGAAUGCGACUAUAAUAUCUAAAUAAGCACAAAAAUUGCAUAGUCUAGAAUUAUGUUGUCAUUAACUGCGCAAAACGAUUAUAUUGGAUAUCGCGAUAUUUGGAGUAGCAUAUAGUAGAGGUCUCCCCAAAUAUGGCCCAACCCUAGUGUGUUGUGAAUGAUUGCCUGCUCACUGUGUUUAUGUAUUGGGCUCCACACUCAUCAGUGCAGUCUCCCAUUGGCUUUUCUCUCUUUCCUGCUUCAAUACUCAAGGGAGGAUUCAGGCCCAUCCAGGUAAUAAUGACUCUUGUCAGAACUCUCUGCAGAUGCAUGGCAUGAGGAACACCCCUACCUUACGGUCCUAACCCCUAACCUUUAACCUCUAACCCCAGAGCCCUCCAGUGGCCAUCAUCUUAACUACAGUAUGCUCAGUAGAAAACCCCUUACUCUCUCCACAACAUAACAAUCUAAUACUGCCUGACCACCACACUCACUCUUAUCUUCUCUCUUUUUAACCUACAUCUUUUUUUAUAAUUUGAUCAUUUUCCUUCAUUCUUCAUCUCCCAUCAUGUUUGCUUAGUUUAGAUGAACAGCAUGCAGAAUAUUAGAACUGUUAACUCUUCCUCUCCAAAGUGUUUCAUUUUUAUGAAAGGAACCACAUUUAAAGAAAGGUUGUGUAUACUUCAGGGUACCUGAUCGCUGAAGAAUUAUUGAACCUGAGUCAACUGGUUGUGGUAAACUUGAGCUCUAGUCAUUAGGAUGUCGGCCACAGCUGUUGCUUGGAGUCUUUCAUCUUGCUUAGAGUACAUUGAUUGCUGCAUAACAUUUUAUGAGCUCCCCAAAAAAAGCCUGGCUGCACUGAUCAUCCCAUUGAUUGUGAUAUUUAGUUUCCUGCAAACAUGACUUCUGCAGUCAUGAGAACAUUUUUAAUGAUUCUGUGUUUUAUGACGCAUGAAGAAGCGCUCUGUCUCCACAUUGUAAAUACAACCUCACCUCAUUUGACAGAACAACACAGAACAACCCUUUAAUACAUUGUGGCCCCAGUUAUGUCUACAUUAGCUAUGUAGCAGGAGUUCCCAAACUUUUUUGCCCCACGACCCCAUUUUGAUGUCUGAAAAUUCUCACGAACCCAACCAUGUGGAGAAAAAUUAUGUAAUUAACAGCCAAUGUUAACUUUUUUGGGGGGGCUAUGGCAGUCAAUUGUAAAUUAGUCGGACAUAAUUUCUGAUUGUCUCUUAUUUCACCACCACUAAUGAGAUGGGUGUGCUUGAUGCAUGUCGCGUUGGAGCUUCUCAAAGUCAGGGGGCGUGGUUGACAGUGCGCACCUUUCUCUGCUGUCACGUCCAACCUGAUCAAUAUUUGGUUUUAAUGCAGACGAGAUCACUGAAUCCAACUUCACACAGAUAUGAGCUGGCGAAGGGUACCAUGAGUUAAUGCUCGGGGGGAAAUGGCAUGGUAUUCCCUUUGAGUCAGGAACCAAAACUCCUCCGUAGUAACCCGUGAAUGCGCUGUCUGCAGCAUUCAGUCACAUGACAGCUCGAUCAGCUGUGAUUUCACUUGCCGGCAUGUCAACUGAGCCAGGAUCACAGUCAAACGGAUUUUGCACCCAGUCAAACGUUGUCAUGUCCAAGUCCGGGAAGUAGGUCCCAAAGUGCUCUCUUCAAUCGUUGGAGGUGAGCAGUCGUCACUCCUGUGGGACACUCACUUAUGCUGUUGUCUGUUAGAAACUUGCACAGCCAAGGAAAGGGGGCAUAGUUUGCUUUUGUAUAAGAAAUCUUUCCUCUGAAUCCACUCAUCUGUAGAAUGUUUUUGUAUUUCCCCUGCAUGCUUGCAUUCAGUUUUCCAAAUAGCCUAUGUCUGUUACAUAGGCAAGGAGACACAUUUUCUUUUCAUCACACAGAAAGUCAAGUCUUUUUUUUUUUACAUCCAUUGCGAAUGACAACCGUUCCUCUCUCAAUUCGAAAAAUCUUUACAAUAUUCUCCCCCUCGAUAACCACAGCCUCGGUGUGAAAUAGCAAAAUGUCAUACUCUGAUCCCAUAUCUCCACACAGUUGUGCAACAGGCGUGCACGCAGUGGAUGUGGUUUGAUGUAGUUUACAAUCAAAGUUACCUGCUGCAGUAUAUCUUUGUGUAUCGCUGAGCUCUUUUGCUGCCAGUUGCUCUCGGUAUACAGUGCCUUGCAAAAGUAUUCAUCCCCCUUGGCGUUUUUCCUAUUUUGUUGCAUUACAACCUGUAAUUUAAAUGGAUUUUUAUUUUUAUUUCAUGAAAUGGACAUAAACAAAAUAGUCCAAAUUGGUGAAGUGAAAUGAAAAAAAUAACUUGUUUCAAAGAAUUCGAAAAAAUAAAUAACGGAAAAGUGGUGCGUGCAUAUGUAUUCACCCCCUUUGCUAUGAAGCCCCUAAAUAAGAUCUGGUGCAACCAAUUACCUUCAGAAGUCACAUAAUUAGUUAAAUAAAGUCCACCUGUGUGCAAUCACAUGAUCUCAGUAUAUAUACACCUGUUCUGAAAGGCCCCAGAGUCUGCAACACCACUAAGCAAGAGGCACCACCAAGCAAGCAGCACCAUGAAGACCAAGGAGCUCUCCAAACAGGUCAGGGACAAAGCUGUGGAGAAGUACAGAUCAGGGUUGGGUUAUAAAAAAAUAUCAGAAACCUUGAACAUCCCACGGAUCACCAUUAAAUCCAUUAUUUAAAAAAUGGAAAGAAUAUGGCACCACAACAAACCUGCCAAAAGAGGGCCGCCCACCAAAACUCACAGACCAGGCAAGGAGGGCAUUAAUCAGAGAGGCAACAAAGAGACCAAAGAUAACCCUGAAGGAGCUGCAAAGCUCCACAGCGGAGAUUGGAGUAUCUGUCCAUAGGACCACUUUAAGCCAUACAAUCCACAGAGCUGGGCUUUACGGAGGAGUGGCCAGAAAAAAGCCAUUGCUUAAAGAAAAAAAUUAACAAACACAUUUGGUGUUCGCCAAAUGGCAUGUGGGAGACUCCCCAAACAUAUGGAAGGUACUAUGGUCAGAUGAGACUAAAAUUGAGCUUUUUGGCCAUCAAGGAAAACGCUAUGUCUGGUGCAAAUCCAACACCUCUCAUCACCCCGAGAACACCAUCCCCACAGUGAAGCAUGGUGGUGGCAGCAUCAUGCUGUGGGGAUGUUUUUCAUCGGCAGGGACUGGGAAACUGAUGAGAAUUUAAGGAAUGAUGGAUGACGCUAAAUACAGGGAAAUUCUUGAGGGAAACCUGUUUGUCUUCCAGAGACUUGAGACUGGGACGGAGGUACACCUUCCAGCAGGACAAUGACCUUAAGCAUACUGCUAAAGCAACACUCGAGUGGUUUAAGGGGAAACAUUUACAUGUCUUGGAAUUGCCUAGUCAAAGCCCAGACCUCAAUCCAAUUGAGAAUCUGUGGUAUGACUUAAAGAUUGCUGUACACCAGCGGAACCCAUCCAACUUGAAGGAGCUGGAGCAGUUUUGCCUUGAAGAAUGGGCAAAAAUCCCAGUGGCUAGAUGUGCCAAGCUUAUAGAGACAUGCCCCAAGAUACUUGCAGCUGUAAUUGCUGCAAAAGGUGGCUCUACAAAGUAUUGACUUUGGGAGGAGGGUGAAUAGUUAUGCACGCUCAAGUUUUCUGUUUUUUUGGUCUUAUUUCUUGUUUGUUUCACCACCAAAAAUAUUUUCCAUCUUCAAAGUGGUAGGCAUGUUGUAUAAAUCAAAUUAUACAAACCCCCCCAAAAUCAAUUUUAAUUCCAGGUUGUAAGGCAACAAAAUAGGAAAAAUACCAAGGGGGGUGAAUACUUUCGCAAGCCACUGUAUGAUACAAUGCGUCCAUAUGGCAGAGGGAGACACAAUAACUAGAGUGCGGAAGGCCUGCCCGCAGUCCCGCGAUAGAUAGCGCCACAUCUGUGCAAGCCCACCAUUCUAUCCCACUAGCCGAUGGUGGGCGAUGCAUUUUGCAGCAGCGUAGCAGGCCUAGUCAUUCACCGUGGUUCAAGUGCAACAGUCUAAGGGUGCUCUCUUUUUAGAUUUUAAUCAUUUUAAUUAAGAUUUUUAAGGUUAACCACAUUACAAUGAUUUUUAGAUACAAAGACGAUAGUAUAUUUUAGGAAAUAAAAUGAAAAAAUCUAUUUUUUCACCAGGCUUUUGGAAAUUCUCCCACAAUCCCAUUUUCAUAUCAGGCGACCCCUAGUUUGGGAACUGCUGCUAUAUAGCAUAAAUAUGAACAAUUUAUCUUAGAGCACUUCACUUUACAAAUGUGACUGUUGUGGACACUGCAUUGUAAACUAAUGUGGUUGCAUAUAAAGUCAGCAUGUGUGGCGUGUAACAGCAUGUGUGGUAGGUACAGGGCGUUGCUGUGCGCUGGUUGGUGGUUGACUCUGGCAUCAUGGCACCAUGCGCUCUAAGCCCUGUUGUAACAGCACAGCGGGUUGGGAGGCGGAGGCCGCUGGUAGACUGCUGUGUUCUGAGACCUUUCACAACCUCUCUCUGAUGAGGGCAGAGGGAACCCAGCUGGAGGGGUCAGGAGUCAGGACUCACCCUGCAGGCCCUUGUCCUAUGGGUUUGUUUAUGCUGCCUGGGGAAAGAUGUGCUGUUUGAGAGCGAUGGAGUGGAAGUGCCAUCCACCUGGUCCUCAGAGAUAAUGCUCUGUCUCUGAGGUCUCCGUGGCUUCUCUCUCUGAGCCCCUGCGUCCCCAAAGAUUAAAUGAGAGACGGCAGAGGACACGCAUGACGAGAUGAGACUUGAGUUGGGACAGUUGUGGAUCCGCUCUUGCUUCUCUGGGACUAAGUUCUCUCACUUUUAAUAUCUGUCUCUGUGUGUGUGUCUCUCUCGCCUCUCAGUUUUUCCAGAGGGCUCAGAUGCAGACAGCGCGGCCAACCAUCCCCACCAAUGCUUCAUCUCUGCGGCCCGGCUCUCAGAACCCAACAGCGGCGGUGUACCCCCCCAACCAGCCCACCAUGAUGAUGAUGGCCCCCAUGCCCUUCCCCUCCCCACAGGCUGCCCAGUACUACAUCCCACAGGUGAGACUGACUGACUAGGCUGCUGCUACUCUCCAGUAGACAUUAUUUUCUACCUAUUCCCCAACAUGGCUUUUAACCCUUUCUUCUAUUCUAUGCCCUCCGUUUCUCCCUCUACAGUAUCGCCACAGUACGCCCUAUGUGGGGCCUCCCCAGCAGUUUUCAGUGCAGCCGCCGGGGUCUGGCACUUUCUAUCCUGGCCCUGGGCCGGGGGAGUACCCUGCUCAGUAUGGUGAGUCUCCGCCAAGCACACACACAAACCCCACUAGUCUGAUUUAAAAUGGCUGUCUCCCUCCACAAAGCACACAUAUCUGUAGCCCUUUCUAGCACAAUUAUCUUCUUGUACAGACCCCUUCAACUCAGUUUGUUCCUCAGCUACACACACACACACACACACACACUGUACUCAGCUUUUCUUCUUCCUCCUCCCUGACACAGCUCCCGGACCUCAAUUCUAUCAAGGACAGCAGGUGUACCCCCCAUCACCCCCCAUCAUAGUGCCUACACCGCAGCAACCUCCACCAGCCAAGCGUGAGAAGAAACCAGUGAGUAUCUCAGCAAGCUGCCAUCUCCACACAGACAUCACACACUCCCUAUGUAUGUAAGCAUUACACAUACGGAUACACACACUAGCAUAGGCCAUCUGUGCUCAGUUAGGCACCAGCUCUUCUGUUUCCACAUGCAUACUGUGAGAGGAUAUGAGAAAUGAUCCCUGAUGAAGAGACAUUUCUGUAUCCACCAGCCUUUUUAACUUACAUUUUGAAACAGAAUAUUUAUUUUACAGAGAAGGUAUAUGAGGGAUGACCUGGGUUGAUUUAGAUCUAGGCUGCCAGGUGAGUUUUUCUGUGUGUGGAAGGAGGGUUUGUUUGAAAUGUAUGCCAGGCCUUAAUCUAUCUCUGUAACACUAGAAAAGCCGGGCCUGCCUCGAGGGACCCCACUUCGAGCCCAUGAGUAGUCAUUUUGACUGCAACAUUUUAACCAUCUGAUAAAUACAUUUCAUACAGUUCCUUCAUAAAGUAUUCAUACCCCUUGACUUAUUCCACAUUUUGUUGUUACAGCCUGAAUUCAGCCUGAAUUUUCUUACCCAUCUGCAUACAAUACCCCAUAAUGACAAAGUGAAAACAUGUUUUUAGAAAUGUUUGCUAAUUUAUUGAAAAAUAAAUACAGAAAUAUUUAAUUUACAUAAGUAUUCACACCCCUUUGCUAUUACACUCCAAAUUGAGCUCAGGUGCAUCAAAUUUAUUUUGUUCAUCCUUGAGAUGUCACUACAACUUGAUUGGUCGUCCACCUGUGGCCAAUUCAACUGUUUGGACAUGAUUUAGAAAGAAACACACCUGUCUACAUAAGGUCCCACAGUUGACAGUGCAUGUCAGAGCAGAAACUAUACCAUGAAGUCCAAGGAACUGUCCGUAGAUCUCCAAGAGAGAAUUGAGAUUAGGCAUAUCUUGGGAAGGGUAUAAAACCAUUUCGAGAGUGUUGAAAGUUUCCAAGAGCACAGUGGUCUCAAUUAUGGAACUACCCUUACUCUGCCUAGAGCUGGCCAUCUGACCAAACUGAGCAACCUGGAAAGAAGGACCUUGGUCAGGGUGGUGACCAGGAACCCAAUAUCCACUCUGAUAGAACUACAGAGUUCCUUGGCUGAGAUGGGAGAACCUGCCAGAAGGACAACAGUCUCUACAGCACCACCAAUCUGGGCUUUAUGGGGAGAGUGGCAAAAGAUUCUGUGGUCUGAUGAGAUAAAAAUUUAACUCUUUGGCCUGAAUGCAAUGCUCUAUGUCUGGAGAAAACCAGGUACAGCUCAUCACCAGUCUAACACCAUCCCUAUUAGGGUUGCACAUUUUGGUCAAUUUUAUAUAAAUCAAAAUGUCUUACCUGCAUGUGACAGUUUGAGGAUUUGAAGUCACUUCUCGGCACUCCGUUUCCCUGCCUCUGUGUUAAUUCCAAGCUGCACUGGCCCAUCUCUUCAUAUACAAUUUGACAAUUGAUAAUAAUGUCACCCAUCAGACUAUUGUCAAUUUAAUCUAGUCUUUAGGCUAACUAUUAUUAUAAGUGUGAAAUUAGUUUUGAUAUACAGGGAACUACCAAAAUACAGGGAACACUUGAGUAAAUGAGGGAUACAAAGUAUUUUGAAAGCAGGCGCUUCCACACGUGUGGUUCCUGAGUUAAUUACGCAAUUAACAUCCCAUCAAGGUCAUGUAUAUAAAAAUAUACCCAGUUGCCCAAUAUUUUGGCUACCAUGACUAGAAGAAGAGCUCUUUGACUUUGAAAGAGGGGUCUCUAAGGAGCAUAGGGGGUUUAAAGUGUGUGCGUGUGUUUCUCACCAGAUCUCAACCCAAUUGAACACUUAUGGGAGAUUCUGGAGCAGCGCCUGAGAUGGCGUUUUCCACCACCUUCAACAAAAAAACAAAUGAUGGAAUUUCUCACGCAAGAAUGGUGUUGCAUCCCUCCAAUAGACUUCCAGACACUUGUAGAAUCUAUGUCAAGGCGCAUUGAAGCUGUUCUGGCGGCUAUUAAGACACUAUGUUGGUGUUUCCUUUAUUUUGGCAGUUACCUGUAGUUGGGCCUCCUGUAGCUCAGUUGGUAGAGCAUGGCGCUUGCAACGCCAGGGUUGUGGGUUCGAUUCCCACGGGGGGUCACUAUGAAAAAUGUAUGCACUCACUAACUGUAAGUCGCUCUGGAUAAAAGCGUCUGCUAAAUGACUAAAAUGUAAAAUGUAGUUUCGAUGGGCCAUCAGCUGCGCAGGCUGACUGGUGAUGAAUGAGGGGAAGAAAUUACGUCUUCAUAAAACUGCUUAUAACACAAAUAAUGUUUGUGAUAUCGAAAGUCUAACAACAUACAUGUGUUGAAUAUACUUAUUUAGGAAAAGUCAAGGAUGGAAGGGUGAUGACUUUAAAAAUGGCUUUAAUCCAGGGUCAGGGGGAAACAUUAAGGUAUUCAGAAAUAUUUUGCUGUUCAGUUUGAAGACCCAAAUGAAAAUAGAUUAUCUUUCCAAAACCCCUUUUAAAUGCCUCUACUGAAAUGUUAAGCUUUUUCUCUCUCCAUUUGCACUAGAUGAAUAAGAAUGUCUGAAAUGUUUGGUCACAUGUAUUAAUGCUGCUUUAGACUCAGUCAGUACUCCUGUACACUACACGCUCCACUGUUUUGAAUGGCUGGGGGAGGGUUGCUCUGAGACACUGGCGCUUUAGUGAGAUGGCGUUCCUUUUGUGUCAUUGUCCUCCCAGAUCCGUAUCCGUGACCCCAAUCAGGGCGGCAGGGACAUCACAGAGGAGAUCAUGGCAGGGGGCACAGGGAGCCGGAAUCCAACCCCCCCUGUCGGACGACCCUCCUCCACCCCCACCCCUCCGCAGGUAAGUACACAUCUACUCUCAUGCUACCUGCUCUUAGGCUUAAUGCUCUCUCUCACACACACACACACACACACACAGAGACAGACACACACAGGGUGCCAUGGUGUGCCACUGGCCUACUGAACUGACUGACUGACUGACUGACUGACUGACUGACUGACUGACUGACUGACUGAGAGCGAGAGACAGACAGACAGACAGACAGACUGAGAGACAGACAGACAGACAGACAGACAGACAGCGAGAGACAGACAGACAGAGAGCGAGAGACAGACAGACAGAGAGCGAGAGACAGACAGACAGAGAGCGAGAGACAGACAGACAGAGAGCGAGAGACAGACAGACAGAGAGCGAGAGACAGACAGAGAGCGAGAGACAGACAGACAGACAGACAGAGAGCGAGAGACAGACAGACAGACAGAGAGCGACAGACAGACAGAGAGCGACAGACAGACAGACAGACAGACAGACAGACAGACAGACAGACAGACAGACAGAGAGCGAGAGACAGACAGACAGACAGAGCGAGAGACAGAGCGAGCGAGCGAGCGAGCCAUGCACCAGACCAGGCACAUUUUCCUCUGUCUGUACUAAUCCAUCCUCUGCCAUACUGCAUUAGACACAGCCAGCCACAUAGACUUCAGCCACUGUCACUGACCCACUGAUCUGCACCUAACACACUUACCUGGCCUUAGGUUCACAACCUUUGCUAUUCAAUUUGAGUAACAGAAAACCAUGGCUAUUUUACAAUGGCGACCUAAACACACUGUAUUUCAUUGGUCAUAGUUGGUUAUCAUAUUCAUCUUGGACACACAGAUAUAUGGCUUACACAUCUAUACCUACUAGUACCUACCUGCAUGUAUCAGUGUAUCUCCUCCCUCUCUUCUGGUACAGUAAAUGUUAUGGAACAUGUCGUUUCUGCUUUCUGUCCCUCCAUGAAGAAUCCAGAAAUAAGAUUUUCUUAUUUAUUCAAACAAAAUGAGUCAUUGCUGAAUGCAUUCUCAUAGAAAUGGGCAAUCAUCUUAAAUUACAGUUCUUGUUCUGGAUUUUGUGGAGGGAAUUCUUUUGUUGUGACACUUCCUCCCUGUCCUCUCCUUGGACGUUAACAGUGUCUUUUUCCUCUCUUUCUCGGUCUUUUGUCCUUUCUUUUUACGCUCCCUUUUUGUUGCUUUGUUUUAACUUGUGUGCCUCCAUUUCCCGGUCAUUCACUCUCCACUACUCUUGCUCUCUUUCUUUUUUGCAUCUUCAUCUUCUCCUUUGUUCCCUUUUUGCCUUCUUUCCUUGGUUGCCGUCUCUCCUUUCUUAUCUUUUCCUUGGCCAAUGUUUCUAACCACACCCACUGGUUUCCUUGUUUCCGCUUAAUUCUAUUUUUGUGCUCGUUUGUGCUUAUUUGUCUGUCUUUCCAUGUUGCUAGUUUUUAUGGCCGCACCCUCAUUAUCCUCACAUUUUCUACCUCAAAUCGCAGCAGCAGCAGCCGAGCGGCAGCCAAACUCCGGAGCAGGGCCAAGGCCAGGCCCACCCAGCCUACAGCUUGGAGCCUCCCAAGCAGCAGCAGCCACAGCAGCCCACGCCUGGGGCUGCAGACAGCAAACCAGGGCCAGGUCUGACCCUCACCCCUCCAACCUCCAGGCACAAUACAGCUCUGCUCUGAGAGCAGAGGCCUAAGCAAGAAAAAGCUUUUUAGAACCUGAACGUUGACUCUGUGAAGAGAAUGGCACAAAAAAUGGUCUCUUGUGUUUAAUGUCAGUGUUAUCUCUUCUCUUUUCCAGUAUAUGAUAAAUUGGAGACUGUUAUCCGGAAGUCUUCCUCUCCUGGGCUUGGACAACCAGAACCUUCUAUCGAGUGGCGAGAGGCCAGUGCACCUGUAACUGCCCCAUCUCCCCCCGUAGAACCAGAGCUUCCCUCUCCUGCUCCAGUGAUGGUGGCCCCCAUCCCUGCCCCUCGUCCUGUUGCCAGCCCCAACCCCUGUGAGCAGCCCUCUGCAGUAGAGCCUGCUACUCCCACUCCCUCCUCUGCAGCUGAGCCCAAGACCCUGCCACCCACGACUCAGUCCCAGACUCCAAACAUAGUGGAGCCUCUUCCAGAAGCCCCACACACCCUGGCUGCUUCCCCCGCCCCCACCCUAACCCCUAAAGCUUUGAAUGGCCAUGCUGACACUGGGGCUGAGCUAGACACCCAGGCCCAGGAGCCCUCCCACCAAGCUCCCUCUCCCUCCCCACCCCAGCCCCAGGCUUCAGCCCCGGUCUCCAGAGAAGACUGUAGUGAGGCUGUGCCCAGUGAGGUGAGGGCAGAGAUGCCCCCUGCUGUCACGGACCCUAUCGCACCCAUCGCUGUAGUACCAGUCACUCUGACCAUCAACCCUGCGCCUGCUUUUCCAGCACCUCCCCCUGGCCUUCCGCCACUAGUGCAGGCCACAGCGGAGCCCAGCAAGCCCUCCGACACUAAAGACGUCCCUCUCAAAGCAGGGACAGAAGCACUCAUAACACCAGACAGCAAGCCUGAACCACAGCUACAAACCCUCUCCAGAAAGAGUCCCACUACAGGUAUGUACAUAGCCAUAGGUACAGAUAUGACAGUGUGAAUGUCACAUGGAUACCUGUGUGUAUACUAUAAAUAAACAGUUAAAGGUUGCUGCUGGACACAACUAAGACUGUCCACGGUUAUAGAAUCUCAGUUUCAAACAGGAUCAGUGCUGAGCUCAGCACAGUGCUUACACUAACAGCUGGAGUUCAUGGUUACGCUGAGAAGGCGGCCACUAUUUUCUGCUAGUAAAAGUAUCUAGUCAUAGAUUUUUAGUGGAUGCAAUUUUGGGUAAAUUGUUAGCCUAUAGCCGACUUUAAAAUGUAUUUGCUGUUGUUUUCUCUGCAGGAUGUCAGACUGCUCCUGCUGCACCAAAGACCUGGAAGAAACCAAAUGAAGGGAGUCCUGUUGGAGACGCACCACAGAGGGAGACUGAGGUAAGCGAUGACCCUUCUUAUUCACUCACUGCAGGGGAACAGGAGGAGGAGAUGGAGGGGUUGGGGGAGCAUAAACAGAGUAGAUGGAGAUGAGGGAGAGCGAUUAUGUGGGGAAUAGUUCAAAUGGAAAAUGUUUCCACAUGUGUGGUGGUGGAACACAGACAUGAAUGACUUGAAGUGGUGUUAUCGUCAGAGUAUGUUGGCAAGGAGUUAUCCAUCAUGAUCAGUGUUCCCAGCCGCCUCUGUGAAGGCAGCUCUGUCCCUCUAUCUCACCCCCUCUGCUUCCCCUCCCUCCUGCAGGAGGAGCUCAAGCCUGUGGAAGAUGCUGCUGGAGACCAGGCCCUGCAGCCCGCCAGGAGCUGCAGCACCUCACCUCCACCCUCAGCAGCGCCUCCAGUCCUGGAGGCAGAGGAGAGGCCCCCAGUCCCUGAGGAAAACGGGGAGGCUGAGCCCAUGAGGAACGGAGCAGGGCACACCUCGGAGACGGAGAGCAGUGACAGCGGGGCCACCCCUGGGGACAAUGAGGGCUCAACAGGAGCACCCCCAGACCUCUUCCAGGAAGGUAGGGGGCGGUUAUUAGCCUCAGUUUCAUUAGUGUCUCUCGCUUAGUUUUCACAAUCAACAGUCAUACUACCUUUGCACAGUAUGAGAUGAGCAGGGCUGUUUUCCUCACCUCUCUCUCAUUAUUUCCUCAGAUCUGGAGACCAACGGGAAGCGUCAGUACAAACGGGACUUCCUGCUGGGCUUUCAGUUCAUGGCUGCCUGUACACAGAAGCCAGACGGGCUGCCUCAGAUCAGUGAUGUUGUGCUGGACAAGGUGUGUGAAGAGUGGGCUGAGCAGAGCUUCAACCUAGUGGUCAGAAUGAGUUAGCUGUGAGCAAGGCCCUAAACCACACAAUAAAUAUUCAGGACUAUAAAUGGAUAGUGUAAGAUGUUUAAAAAAGUAAGUUGCUUUUGAAAAAAGCUCUCAAGUGAAAGGGUUAUUUGUAUGGAGCAAACAGUGUGAGUAGCCUUAUUUAAUCCCUUUAGUCAAUACAUGACCCGAUGUAUGAUUUUUUUUUUUAGCUAUUCAUUGUAAUAGUCAUUAUGAAAUGAUAUGCUUCUGGUAAAUUAAUCUCCCUCUGCUGCACACUGACGGAUCCAAUAGUGGCUAGCCCAUAGACAUCCUGUUUUGAUUAAAAUCACAUAGCUAUUAUGUAACACUUGGCAGUGUUGAUAAUUCAGCCCCAGAAAAGGAGCAAUAGACUGGCUCCCUGGGAGUCAUAUUUUUCUCCCUGAGAAAAUGUUCACUGGAGGAGAGUACUAAGGGAAGUCAAGGACAGCUGAGAGAGCUGGAGUUGUUCUCCCCCUUCCCCCACAACGUUCCCUUCACUCCUCCUUCCACAUCUGGUUCUGACUUCACUCACUGCGCCAGUCACAAAAUUAGUUAAACAGAAUUUAUCAAAAGCAUAGCAGAUACAUAUAAAACAACAUACACAGUGGUGAACUAAGACUGGGAUUGAGAAUCCACCACCUCUCAGUGAACACCAGUGGGAUAGACCUGAAAGGAGCUGGAUCUGACCUGUCUCUUUCGCCCCAGUGGUAGGCCGAUUCCAGCCCCUACCUCAGGCACUUCUAAAAGGACUUGAUAUGUCUAAGCAAUAAGGUAGUACCUCCCUACCUUACACUCUGAUAGGCACCAUUUUGAUUCUAUCUAUCAUGUUUAAGAUCUCCACAAGUGCGUAGGGAAUCAGGGCUAGUAGGGGUUGUUUCUGGACCUGGCCACAGCCACUGCUCUCCCCAUAUGGCUCACAGUGUUAGAGGAUCACUGCUCCCCCUGCUGUUCAGCUGACUCACUGUCUCCAUCGCUCUCUCCCUGUGUCUCUCUGCAGAUAAACCAAAACAAGCUGCCAACCCGGGCGGUGGAAUCCAGGGUGAUCUCCCGAGGCCCUGACUUCACACCGGCCUUCGCUGACUUUGGCAGACAGAUGAGUGGAGGACGCGGUGGAGCUGCAGUGAGUCACGCACACGCUCACUCACAGGCUCACGUACAGUGGCUUGCGAAAGUAUUCCCCCCCUUGGCAUUUUUCCUAUUUUGUUGCCUUACAACCUGGAAUUAAAAUUGAUUUUUGGGGGGUUUGUAUCAUUUGAUUUACACAACAUGCCUACCACUUUGAAGAUGCAAAAUAUGUUUUUUUGUGAAACAAACAAGAAAUAAGACAAAGAAACAAAACUUGAGCGUGCAUAACUAUUCACUAUUUUCUUUAAGCAAUGGCUUUUUUCUAGCCACUCUUCCGUAAAGCCCAGCUCUGUGGAGUGUACGGCUUAAAGUGGUCCUAUGGACAGAUACUCCAAUCUGCGCUGUGGAGCUUUGCAGCUCCUUCAGGGUUAUCUUUGGUCUCUUUGUUGCCUCUCUGAUUAAUGCCCUCCUUGCCUGGUCCGUGAGUUUUGGUGGGCGGCCCUCUCUUGGCAGGUUUGUUGUGGUGCCAUAUUCUUUCCAUUUUUUUAUAAUGGAUUUAAUGGUGCUCCGUGGGAUGUUCAAAGUUUCAGAUAUUUUUUUAUAACCCAACUCUGAUCUGUACUUCUCCACAACUUUGUCUCUGAGCUGUUUGGAGAGCUCCUUGGUAUUCAUGGUGCCCCUUGCUUGGUGGUGCCCCUUGCUUAGUGGUGUUGCAGACUCUGGGGCCUUUCAGAACAGGUGUAUAUAUACUGAGAUCAUGUGAUUGCACACAGGUGGACUUUAUUUAACUCAUUAUGUGACUUCCGAAGGUAAUUGGUUGCACCAGAUCUUAUUUAGGGGCUUCAUAGCAAAGGGGGUGAAUACAUAUGCACGCACCACUUUUCCGUUAUUUAUUUUGUAUAAUUUCUUGAAACAAGUUAUUUUUUUCAUUUCACUUAACCAAUUUGGACUAUUUUGUGUAUGUCUAUUACAUGAAAUCCAAAUAAAAAUCUAUUUAAAUUACAGGUUGUAAUGCAACAAAAUAGGAAAAACGCCAAGGGGGAUGAAUACUUUUGCAAGGCACUGUAAUUACUACCGUUCUGCCUGACACAAACCAAUCUCUUUCUCAAAUAAUGUAUCUUGUCUUUGUUACUUCUCUCUCUCUCUCUCUCUCUGACUCGCUCUUUCUCUCUCACACACACACACACAGAAUAUUACUUCUGGUAUAGUAAUAAACAACAACAUCGCUGGGCUGGUAUCAUAGUGAGAUAAAUGAAUCAUAGGGAAUGAUUUGCAUCUCUUGUUUGUUUGCUAGGGAAUACUCAUUUCCCAAAGUCAUACUCAUUCAAGGAAAGUUGUGAAUUAGACUUCAGCACACAACCCAAGCCUUUUAUCUGAGGAGGCUUGGCGAUGUGUGUGUUGUUGGUAGCGAGCUGCAGAAGUGACGUGUUGUUCUGUCUCCUCUCUCCUCCAGCAGAUGAUUAACAUGGGGGGGGGUGCCCGGCGGCCCCCGCCCAGGAAGAUUAUCCUGAACGUGUCGGCAAAUGAAGAGGUGCAACUGAAGAAGGCUGAGAAUGCCUGGAAACCCGGCAUGAAGAGGGCGGGGCCAUCAGACGACCCUGAGGUCGUUACAACACAGGUAGGAGGAGCAAAACCUUUAAUCUGACACACCCACACAGUCAAUCAAAAACGCACACCUUACUCAACCACAGUGACUCCACACAGGAAAGUAAUGUUGUGACCAAGGAGUUGUCAAGAGACCAAAGAUGAAAUGAAGUGUGAGUGAAUUUUCACAUCAAUAAAUGAUGAUGAUGUUGUUGCCAUGCCAGGAGCUCUUCCGGAAGGUGCGCAGUAUCCUCAACAAACUGACGCCUCAGAUGUUCAACCAGCUGAUGAAGCAGGUGACGGACCUCACCAUCGACACGGAGGAGCGCCUCAAGGGCGUUAUCGACCUGGUCUUUGAGAAGGCCAUCGACGAGCCCGGCUUCUCUGUGGCCUAUGGGAACAUGUGCCGCUGCCUCACCACGGUAUGUUAAGCUCAGCUCACUGUCGUUCAGACAUGAUUAUCUGUGGUUCCUCUGAAUGCUGCUAGCCAACAUCAAAAUAUAAUCUGUACAUGGGUCCUCUUAAGCCCCAUAAACAUUCAGCAAAAUGUCCCUAAAGGUAUAUUUCUGCCCCCCUUUUCACUCUUUCUAGACCUCAUCUCCCGUUCAAUUCUCAGUUUUUCUUUACUCUGCUCUUUCCCCCUAUAUCUCUGUCCCUCUAACCAAAUUUCUCGUUACCUCUGUUAUUCUCCAGCUCAAAGUGCCCAUGACGGACAAACCCGGAACCACAGUGAACUUCCGCAAACUGCUGCUCAACCGCUGUCAGAAGGAGUUUGAGCGGGACAAGGUGGACGACGUGGUGUUUGAAAGGAAACAGAAGGAACUUGACUCUGCACAGGUACCUAAACCCCAAACACACACUACCCAGAUCACUAAUCUGUCUGUCACAUUGUAGUAGGGGAAUACAGAGCAGAGAAUUCUAUGGGACUGAUGUGUUGUGAAGAGUUAGUGGGGGCUCAUUGUUAGUUAGCUCUGACAAUCUACUCUCCAUUUCCUCUCCAGUCCAGUGAUCAAGAGAGACUACGGUUGGAGCUGGAGGAGGCCAAGGACAAGGCCCGCCGGCGCUCCAUAGGAAACAUCAAGUUUAUCGGGGAGCUGUUCAAACUCAAGAUGCUGACAGAGGCCAUCAUGCACGACUGCGUGGUCAAGCUGCUGAAGAACCAUGACGAGGAAUCGCUGGAGUGCCUGUGCAGGCUGCUCACAACCAUCGGCAAGGACCUGGACUUUGAGAAGGCCAAGGUGAGACAUGGGGAGUGCACGGGAGAGGAGGGAGCUUAAAUGACUUCCAGCUGGUCGUAUGAGGAAGCCUCUGAGGCCUGGGGGGAAGGAAGCCUCUGAGGCCUGGGGGGAUGUGGGUGAGGAGACAUGGGUGAAGACAUCUCACUGCUCCCUCUCGUCUGCUGUUGUCUGACCUGUUUUAACCUGCUGCUGGCCAAAGGAAAGGCUCCUACACACUUACCAGUGUUCACCCUCUUUGGGCUCUGCCAGAGUUUUAAGAAUCUCUGUUGUCCUCAUUUUUACAAAUGCUGUAAUGGUGUAUAUCUGGCACAUUUAGCCCUGAGACGGUAAAUCACAUUUAGUAGUAUGUGUUUUAUAGGCUAAGAAAAAAGGCUUUUGUUGUACCUGCUCCCAAACUGCUCGGUUUAGUCUGGGGCAAUACUAUAUCACACUGAAUUGCGAAAUGGAGUGGAAUUAAAUGAAAUGAGACCGUCUGGCUGUCCACUGGAGUGAAUAGUGAGAAUUUUGUAUGCAUACAUCACUUUGCAUUGACCCUUCAUCUCUCUCUUUCUUGACAUAGCCUCGCAUGGAUCAGUAUUUCAAUCAGAUGGAGAAAAUUGUCAAGGAGCGGAAGACGUCGUCUCGGAUACGGUUUAUGCUGCAGGACGUGAUAGACCUCCGAUUGGUAAGUGUGUGUAUGUGUGCAUACUUGAGCUUUGUGGUUGUGUGUUGUCUGUGCACCUCAGCUCACCAGUGAGGGUGCAGUUUUCAUUAAAAUAAAUCGGAGAAAACAAAUGCUCAUUUUCAGUUCUUCAUGCGGGCUCCCUGAGCAGACCAGUAAUUCACUCUGAGGAAGAAAACAACAGACUAAUCAGUUAGAUUUCAGCAUGCAUAGCCAUCAACAAAAUACUGCUGUGCCUUUGGGGCUCCUUGACUGUAGGCCAAUUGUGUUGUACGCAGUUCAGUAAUUGAAAACACCAGAUUUUCUCUCUGGGGAAACUCCUUGCGUAGGUCUAACACAGCUAUUUUCCUCCAGCACAACUGGGUGUCCAGGAGAGCUGACCAGGGCCCCAAGACCAUCGAGCAGAUCCACAAAGAGGCCAAGAUCGAGGAGCAGGAGGAGCAGAGGAAGGUGCACCAGCAGCUCCUCUCCAAAGACACCAAGAGAAGGCCAGGUUAGCCAGGGCCCAUGGGCUAAAUCCUCGAAGGCUUAGAGCUACACUGGCAUCCCCCCCCCCCCCCCCCCCCCCCCCCAUAGCCUGCAGACUCAGAGACGCUAGAGUGGCCCACAGUGGUCAGAAAGUUCCCCUACUCUCCCAUCUGUCAACUCACCCCACAGUAUUCUCUCAAGCCUGGAGCAUGAGUUGCGGUCACUUUAAUUUGUCUUUAAUAAACCCAUUGACAUCUCGUCCCUCCUGUGUGUGUUCCCUCUGUCCUCCAGAGCAACAGCAGCGAGAGCAGCAGAGAGAACAGCAGAGGGAGCAGCGUGUGCAGCAGAGAGAGGAGACCUGGAACACUGUGCCCAUGACCAAGAACAGCAGGACAAUCGACCCCACCAAGAUCCCCAAGAUCUCCAAGGUCAGCCACUAAAACACCUGUAGACCUCAACUUUUGAUUGACUCUUUUGGGUGGUUUACCAUGGAGGUUCACUGGUGUUUUAAGUGUACUCAAUUUUAAUUACAAAAUGGUGUCUGUCAAUUUAUGUUAGGUUACUUCAAGUCUGUUCAAGUUGGAUGACAUGAGUCAGCCUGACUUAUGUUUACCUCAUCAAUGAAGAGUUAUGUCCUCAUUAGUCUGCAAGCACAAGUCUUUAUGAACAUUUUUCCAUAUGUAUUAGUUAAACUGUCUUCCUUGCUGCCAACUAUACUGAACAACAAUAUAAACUCAACAUGCAACAAUUUCAACGAUUUUACUGAGUUACAGUUCAUAUAAGGAAAUCAGUCAAAAUAAAUAAAUAAAUUAGGCCUUAAUCUAUGGAUUUAAUAUAUGGAUUUCACAUCACCAUGGGAGGGCCUGGAAUGGCAAAGGCCCACCCAGUGGGGAGCCAGGCCCAGCCAAUCAGAAUUAGUUUUUCCCCACAAAAGGGCUUUAUUACAGACAGAAAUAGUCCUCAGUUUCAUCAGCUGUCAGGGUGGCUGGUCUCAGAUGAUCCCGCAGGUGAAGAAGCCGGAUGUAAGGGGUCCUGGGCUGGUGUGGUUACACGAGGUCUGCGGUUGUGAGGCCGGUUGGACGUACUGCCAAAUUCUCUAAAACGACGUUGGAGGUGGCUUAUGGUAGAGAAAUGAACAUUAAAUUAUCUGGCAACAGCUCUGGUGGACAUUCCUGCACUCAGCAUGCCAAUUGCACGCUCCCUCAAAACUUGAGACGUCUGUGGCAUUGUAUUGACCCCAGCACAAGGUUCACCUGUGUAAUGUUCAUGCUGUUUAAUCAACUUCUUGAUAUGCCACACCUGUCAGGUGGCUGGAUUAUAGGGGUGUAACGAUUCGUUUUAACAACGAUUCGAUUUGUAUCACGAUUCGUGGUUGUCGAUACGAUUCAAGGACGAUAUUGGUUCAUUUAGAACGAUACGAUCCGAAACGAUUCAGUGACUUGAAAUCGAUUCAGUAACCUUUUAGCCAAAAAUUCAACCAGUGUGACUAAAAUAAAUACCUGGAUACUGGACAGUGCAGGUGAAGUUUCCUAGAUUCCUGUUUCUUGUAAGGACCGCAAUGGUGGCUUGAUAAUUUCUCGCUCGUCGGCUUCUCCUCUGUCGUCCGCCAUGCUAUGUUUUGUUGUCUUUGCGCCUUUGCGCUGCUGUUGGCGCGAUGACGUCACGGAUAGGCAGACUGAAUCGAGUAAUGUUUAAAGCCUUUAUCAUUAAAAGUGCUAAGAAAAAACAUCCAUAUAAAGUCUGACGUGCUUAAAUCCAAUGGGUUAUUUCCUAGUAUCGAUACAAUCGAUUUAUUACAUUUUAAAACGAUGUUAGAUCGAUAUAUGUUGUCCAAAAGGCCAACUCGCCGAGCACAGAUCGAUGUAGUUGGAUCAUAGGAAUAUAAAUCGAUACAUCGAUGUAGUAGAUGGAUCGUUACACCCCUACUGGAUUAUCUUGGCAAAGGAGAAAUGCUCAGGAACGGGGAUGUAAACAAAUUUGUGCACACAAUUUGAGAGAAAUAAUGUUUUUGUGCGUAUGGAAAAUUGCUGGGAUCUUUUAUUUCAGCUCAUGAAACAUGGGACUAACGUGUUGCAUUUAUGUUUUUGUUCAGUAUAGUAGAUGAAACACUACUGUGUUGUAAUGUCUAUACUGCAUUAGGCAUCUCAUCACGUAUAGGAAUCCUGUGGUUCUUCAUCCCUGUCCUCAAAUGAUACUGUUCUCACCCCUGUCUAUCUUCUGAAAACAUCUGAAACCCUACCUCUUCAAAGAGUAUUUUAAAUAAUCCCCCCCCCCCCCCCCCCCCCCCCCCCAAAAAAAAAAAGCCUUUAGUGAACUAACACUCGCACUUGACUUUUUUCCCCCUCCUUACUAGCUCAGACUUUGCUGGUAGCUACUUCAUUGAGGAAAAAUCUAUUUACUAUGACUGUGAUGUGUGGUUGUCCCAUCUAGCUAUUUUAAGAUGAAGGCACUAACUGUAAAUCACUCUGGAUAAGAGCUUCUGCUAAAUGACUAAAAUGUAAAUGUAUUGGUGAAAUGAUACAGGUCCACCUGCCGGAUAGUUGGGGUACAACCACACCCAGCCUUGCAUACUGGAGCAUGGCUCCCCCUGCCAUACAUACUGUGUGUCAGUACCAAUGAUGUAUGAGGCAGCUCUCCAUUCUCCUCAGAGACUGUUGGUCAUUAUAGCGUUGUAGGCCCAGAUCACAUGAUAUGAGUAUUGGAAGGUGAACUGUUUCUGUCUGUUAUCAUCCUGUUUAGCCUCAGAUGGAUGAGAAGAUCCAACUGGGACCACGGGCCUCACUCAACUGGAUGAAGGGCAGCAGUGGAGGGGCCAAGGCCAGUGACUCUGGUGAGGAGACAUUAGGGCUGGGCGAUAUAUAGAAUACAUUUUUGUUUGUUUUAUUCGAAAUGCCUGUAUUGCAAUAAUCACGGUUAUUUUGUUUCUCGUUUUUAUGAGCGCUUCUAUACUAUACAUGCUGUUCUCAUGUUGUCUUCUGGUCUCGUCUCCUUCGCUCGCUCUGCUGUGACUGUGCUCCUUCCCAUUUACACACACCAAGCCCUCCUCUUGCCACUCACAACAACAAAGAUGGAAGAUGGCUUCUUCCUCUCUGACAACAAGCGGUUUCAACCCGCUAUUUGCAUUUGAGGUUUGGUCCAACAGAAUCGGUCAUAUGGACACCGAAACAAAUGAAGACAUUAUUUAACUGUAAUAGAUGAGAACUUAACCUUUCUAACGAUACCUGAAUUCCUUAGAUUAUUGCUGACUGUUUGAAAUGCAGUGUAUUUUGCUAAACUUAUUUAGAGAAAAAAUCUACAUACAGUCAUGGCCAAAAUUGUUGGCACCCCUGAAAUUUUUCCAGAAAAUGAAGUAUUUCUCACAGAAAAGUAUUGAAAUUACACAUGUUUUGCUAUGCACAUGUUUAUUUCCUUUGUGUGUAUUGGAAUAACACAAAAAAAACAGGAAAAAAGCAAAUUUGACAUAAUUUCACACAAAACUCAAAAAAUGGGCCGGACAAAAUGAUUGGCACCCUUAACUUAAUAUUUAGUUGCACACCCUUUGGAAAAAAUAACUGAAAUCAGUCGCUUCCUAUAACCAUCAAUAAGCUUCUUACACCUCUCACCCGGAAUUUUGGACCACUCUUCUUUUGCAAACUGCUCCAGGUCUCUCAUAUUGGAUGGGUGCCUUUUCCCAACAGCAAUUUUAAGAUCUCUCCACAGGUGUUCAAUGGGAUUAAGAUCUGGACUCAUUGCUGGCCACUUCAGAACUCUCCAGCGCUUUGUUGCCAUCCAUUUCUGGGUGCUUUUUGAAGUAUGUUUGGGGUCAUUGUCCUGCUGGAAGACCCAUGAUCUCGGACGCAAACCCAGCUUUCUGACACUGGGCCCUACAUUGCGACCCAAAAUCCUUUGGUAAUCCUCAGAUUUCAUGAUGCCUUGCACACAGUCAAGGCACCCAGUGCCAGAGGCAGCAAAACAACCCCAAAACAUCUUUGAACCUCCACCAUAUUUGACUGUAGGUACUGUGUUCUUUUCUUUGAAGGCUUCAUUACAUUUUCGGUAAACAGUAGAACGAUGUGCUUUACCAAAAAGCUCUAUCUUGGUCUCAUCUGUCCAUAAGACGUUCUCCCAGAAGGAAUUUGGCUUACUCAUGUACAUUUUGGCAAACUGUAGUCUUGCUUUUUUAUGUCUCUGUGUCAGCAGUGGGGUCCUCCUGGGUCUCCUGCCAUAGUGUUUCAUUUCAUUCAAAUUUCGACGUAUAGUUCGCGCUGACACUGAUGCACCCUGAGCCUGCAGGACAGCUUGAAUUUCUUUGGAACUUGUUUGGGGCUGCUUAUCCACCAUCCGGACUAUCCUGCGUUGCAACCUUUCAUCAAUUUUUCUCUUCCGUCCACGUCCAGGGAGAUUAGCUUCAGUGCCAUGGGUUGCAAACUUCUUGAUCAUGUUGCGCACUGUGGACAAAGGAACAUCUAGAUCUCUGGAGAUGGACUUGUAACCUUGAGAUUGUUGAUAUUUUUCCACAAUUUUGGUUCUCAAGUCCUCAGACAGUUCUCUUUUCCUCUUUCUGUUCUCCAUGCUUAGUGUGGCACACACAGAAACACAAUGCAAAGACUGAGUCAACUUCUCUCCUUUUUAUCUGCUUUCAGGUGUGAUUUUUAGAUUGCCCACACCUGUUACUUGCCCCAGGUGAGUUUAAAGGAGCAUCACAUGCUUGGAACAAACUUAUUUAUCCACAAUUUUGAAAGGGUGCCAAUAACUUUGUCCGGCCCAUUUUUUUUAGUUUUGUGUGAAAUUAUGUCAAAUUUGCUUUUUUCCUGUUUUUUUUUUGUGUUAUUCCAAUACACACAAAGGAAAUAAACAUGUGCAUAGCAAAACAUGUGUAAUUUCAAUACUUUUCUGUGAGAAAUACUUCAUUUUCUGGAAAAAUUUCAGGGGUGCCAACAAUUUUGGCCAUGACUGUAUAUCAUGAAUCACCCAUAAGUUUGAAAAACUUAGGCCAUAUCGCCCAGCCCUAGGAGACAUACUGUCAGACAGCUCUAGUUAGAUACCUGUCCUCUGUACAGGGUUCUAGCGUAGGAUGGGUUAUGGAUUGGGGACAUUCUUUCAACCUACCUUUACUUGACGACAUUUCCUUCAUUCUCUGUUUAGAAAGCAUCAGCGUCUUAUAAAUGCCUGUGUCCAGUUGUAGGUGGAACUUUGAUAAUGAGGUAAUACUCAGAGAAUAAAUCCACUUUUUGUACCGAGUGCCUCUUGCGUUUGUAUAAAUAUUUGUUUGGGUCGUGCUGUCAUCUUCUACAUGUGGCUGCAGCUGACUAUUUCUUGCAAAGAUGUUGGGAAAUGCGAGAUGUCCAGCAGCUAAAAUAGCGAGGGAACUCCUCACUCGGUGCAAAAAGUGGAUUUCAUAUUUUUAUGAAUAUUCUCUGGUUUUUGGAGUUCCACCUGCAACUAGUAACAGGAGUUUUUAAGACCACGCCAAGUUAAGGUCGGUUGAAUCUUGUACUGUAUUGUCUAUGUACCAUCUGCUCGACCUCAGACACAAGCUAAAGCUUUAGAUAUGCCACAGCGGUUCAUGCCUGCUUGGCUAACCAUAACACACACACACACACACACACACACUGGUGAUGCAGGUGAACUAGUCAUACUUGUGUCUUGGAUUAAAUUUAAUUUCUGCUGCUUCAUUUUGUUUCCUAUCAGAAUUAUCCCGGUCUGGUGGUGGUGGCGCCAGUUUAAACCGGUACUCUGCACUCCAGUCCACCCCAUCUCAUCAAACCACCCCACCCGCACAGAACCCAGAGUAUGACACUAGAAGAACCUUGGGCAGGUAAUGAUCACAUUUUGAAACUUGUGUACUAUGGAUUUGGUCUCAUUUCAGGGCAAAACAUUCUCUCAUGUUGUGUGUGUUUUCUCCUCCCAGUCGAAGCAGUGCAGGGAGAGAGCGAAGUGAGAAGCCCCUGAGCCCAGCUCCGUCGCGGCCCGGUUCCUUCGUCCGAGGUGGCAGUGCCAAGGAGCUUCUGGAGAGCCCGGCCCUGAGCCCUGAGGAACCCCGCAGAGAGCUGGAGAGCCCCAGGAGGCCCAGCGUCAGCGAGGACAAGACUGAGCCAGAGCGCAGCAGUGCCAGGGAGCCUGGUGAGGGAACAGGACCGUUCUAGACUGACUAAACAUACGAAGUCAGUGGACACACACUCACUCACACACUCCAUAAGGGGAGCACUCUUGUAAUGGUGUUCUUUCCCAUACAGUGAAAGCAGAGCCUGUGGUGGCCCAGUCUCCAGACAGACCUGCCCUCUCUGAGGAGGAGAUGGAGAGGAAGUCCAAAGCUAUCAUUGACGAGUUCUUACACAUCAACGACUAUAAGGUGCAGUCAUUUAAUAAUGCUAUUAUAUUGCACACUGUAUGUGAAUGCUUUUGUAUUUUACUCUCUACAGGAUGUUUGUAAAACAAAGAUAUGUUUUUGUUGUGUUCUCUGUAGGAGGCUGUGCAGUGUGUGGAUGAGCUGGACCUGUCAUCUCAGCUCCAUGUAUUUGUCCGUGUGGGGGUGGAGUCCACUCUGGAGCGCAGUCAGAUCACACGGGACCACAUGGGCAAGCUUCUCUUCCAGUUGGUGCAGCAGGACAUCCUGCCCAAGCCCCAGUUCUUCAAAGGGUCAGCCUGCCUACAUUACCAUCUGCUCUCAUUCAACCUGUGUCAUCUAACAACUGCUGUGUCUAAAAUGACUGUCUCAUCAGAUUAUCUGUGUUUCCCUCAGGUUUGCUGACACCCUUGAGCUGGCAGAUGACAUGGCCAUUGACAUUCCCCAUAUCUGGCUGUACCUGGCCGAGCUGCUCAGCCCUGUGCUGAGAGACAGGGGCUUCUCUAUGAGAGAGCUCUUUAGGUAACACCACUACUCUACAGCACCAUAAUAUUGUAUUUUUAUCUCCCUGUAAAGCAAUGGAGAUCAAGAGGGGUUUACUAUUGCAUCAACAGAGUUUAUCAGUUCAGUCCAGAUGCAACCCACAUUUAUUAAGAUCUCACAGUCCGCAGGAUGACCAAAAUGUACUCCAUUUCGUUGACUCUGUCAAAGAUUGCUGCCUGUGGCUAUCUCAGUUCACUCAUUAUGGAGUGUUGAUGUUGGCUCUCACACCUCCAUUCCCUGCUGUGGCUUUCAGUAAACUGAGAUAUGAAGGAAACCAGGAUGGAACCGCCGGAGACAUCUAACCGUUUUCUCUGUUUGUCCACAGUGAAUUAAGCAAACCUUUACUUCCUGUGGGAAGAGCUGGGAUCUUAUUUUCUGAAAUACUGCACAUACUAUGCAAACAAAUGGUAAGUGACAUUUUGUCGGUUUUACUCCUAGUUGAAUAUUUCUGGAGUGUCUUGCCCCUUUACCGCUUUCAAACAACAUCUCCCUGACAGAGAACAGUGUUAACAUAGCUGUCGAAUAUUUUUUGCAUGGCUUUUGUGUAAUUUAGACGAGAGGUGUAAACGAGUCGGGGUGCGAGUGCGUUCGAGUACAUAUCAAGUAAACAAGUCAACAAACCCAUUAACUAUUGGAUGCCAGGGUUCUGACAUGUUGUCCUGUCUGUCUCCUACACAGAGCCAUAGGAAAGUGGGCACCUUGUGGAGAGAGUCGGGCCUCAGCUGGAGUGACUUCCUGCCAGAGGGAGAGGACGUCCAGGAUUUCAUCUCAGAGCAGGUUAGUGAGAUAAACCCUCUGUGUUACGGCAUGGAGGCAUCCCAACAGAAACAGGUUCACAGCAACCUAACCCCCUUCUCUCCUCUUCAUGUCCCAUCCUCUCCAUGUCCUCCUCCUGUCAGAAGCUCCAGUUCACUGAGGCAGACUGCUCUAGCCCUGAGGCAGCCCUCGCCACGACGGCACUGUCCCUCGUGGUGCUCAACCAGCAGCUAGAGAGACUGCUGCUGGAGGACAUGGCCAGUGAUGAGCAGAUCUUUGACUGGGUAGAGGUACGGACUGUAGUAUUACGCCCACCACACAGCUCAGCACAGCCACGUUUGACUUCAUGUCAUACACAUGUUGUGUUUAUGCAUGCAUAGUGUUUCAUAUUUCAAGUGAAGUGUCACAGAUGCAGGCACUGAUAUCGAGAAGCUUUCACCUGUGUCUAAGCGGAGCUCCUUUGUGCUCCUCUGUUGUCCUCCACAUCCCAGGCAAAUCUAGAUGAAUCUCAGAUGAGCUCCUCUCUGUUCCUGAGAACUCUGAUGACGGCUGUGUGUAAGGCAGCGGUGAAAGGUAAGCGCUCCAUUCUUUUAGCUAGGAACAGAUCACUGUUGUUUUUAUAUAUUAUAUAGCUAGAGGAACUCACAACAAUUCUUUCCGUCUUUGUUUCUUGUGUAGAUGAAAGUGCUUCCUGUCGAGUGGAUGUAGCCAUCAUUCAGAGGAGAUUGCCCGUAUUACUCAAGUACAUUAACUCAGACACUGAGCGACAGCUACAAGCACUUUAUGCACUUCAGGCGCUGAUAGUCACUUUGGAUCAGCCUCCUAGUAAGUAGCAUCCCACUCAGACCCUUCAACCUCAAGAUUCACUAUAAAGAUAUAAGCACGGUUCUGUCUCCCGCCCUGCAAAGAUAACCAUUUUACAUUUCCUUUUUUGACAGAAGAUGUAAUUUCAUGUUUUUUUUUUAUCUCAUGCAGCCAUUGCUAUUAUAUAAAAAUAAUGUAUUCACUAACCUACAGUCAUAGCUAUACCCUCACACACACACUGAAAACUGAGACUCAUAUUAGUUAUGGGAUUUUAUGGUUAUUAUAGCACUUUUACCCUCUUGUCUCUCUUUCUCCAGACCUGCUCCGGAUGUUCUUUGACUGUCUGUAUGAUGAGGACGUCAUCUCGGAGGACGCUUUUUACAAGUGGGAGACCAGCAAGGACCCAGCAGAGGAGCUGGGCAAGGGUGUGGCUCUCAAGUCUGUAACGGCUUUCUUCACCUGGCUGAGGGAAGCCGAGGAGGAGUCGGAGGAUAAUUGACAAGGGAGCAGGCGGCUGCUGCAAGCCCCCAGGACAAGAGGCCAGCUGUUGCUACAUAGAAUAACUCCAUCUUCAUAGCAAAACAAACAGACAAACCUACAAAACGCGCGGGCAGGACGACAUGUUUACGGCUGGAACUUUUUCUGCAGUACGGUUCUGAGACAUGCCACCAUUUUGAGUUUGAAUUCCAACAGCUGAAGCACUAAAUACCUGUAUUAUACAUAGAAAAUAUUUUUGUUUUACAUUUUAACUUUUCUUUUGUUACUUUUUAAGAAGAGACUUAAAGAUACAUAGGUUCCGGACUCUUUAAUUUAUUAUUUUUUUAAGGACUGCAAAUAUGGACGUUUAUUUAACAUUUGCAGAUGCUCAUAAUGAGGAAAACAUUGAUGACUAAUAGAAAUAACAAUAUUAUUAAUUAUUAUAACAAUAAUAAUAAUUGUGAAAUAAAUAGCCUCCCUGGAUUCCACGUUGUUUGGUUGAAAACAGGGUAAAAAGUUAUUUUGGGAUGAAGGGGAAGGCAGAGAAAGGGUGGAUGCACAGGGACAAUUGACAUUGUAAGACAGAGGUCAAGGGUUAUCAGUAAAUAACCACAGGAAGUGUUCUCUCUGCUUUGGCUUGCUCUCUGUGAUAUGUACAUAGACCUCCCAAGAGGAAGAGAUAUGCAUUCAAGAAGCAAUGCAAAUCAGUCCACAAAAUAACAUUAAAUGAACAUGAAUAAACAACAAUGGAUAAAAUGCAAGAUUAAAAAGAAAAUGCCAGGGUUGCUGAACAUGAAGUGCUUGUAAUACUUAAGACCUACAGAGCAAAUUAAAAGCUUGUAAAUACAUUAAAGACAAAAAAGGUACUUAAAAAAAUAUUGCAAAUGCAAUGGUGAUUUUGUGGAGAGAUGUCUGCACUGCAAUGUGAAGAUUUGUUACUGUGUUUUAACAUUGCUGGCAAUGCAGUCUGAAGUUGAAAGUGAAUUAUGUGUUGAAAGUGUGGCAGUGUUAUGUGCCAUCUCUAAAAUGAGGCUACAGUAUAGGGAUUGUGAAAGAUAUUGAGCAACUCUUGAAGGACAAUGGAAGUUAACUAGAACAAUUCUCUAUUAUUGAAC
Coregonus sp. 'balchen' is the source of this 35774-nucleotide messenger RNA. The record is from the annotation of a GenBank genome assembly. NCBI's taxonomy places the organism in Eukaryota, Metazoa, Chordata, Actinopteri, Salmoniformes, Salmonidae.